Molecule: messenger RNA, 8174 nt
Organism: Delphinapterus leucas (beluga whale)
Lineage: Eukaryota; Metazoa; Chordata; Mammalia; Artiodactyla; Monodontidae
Source: RefSeq, a predicted model, not a curated record
AGGAUUCGGUGCUUUCACUGCCAGGGCCUGGGUUUAGUCCCUGGUCAGGGAACUGAGACCCAGUAAGCCACACAGUGCACCAAAAGAAAAAGAAAAAGGAAAUUUUAGUCUAACAACACAGUGGGGAUCCCAGGGACAUGUCACAAGAGGGUUAAGGUAGAAGGACUUGUUCUGGGAUUUGGCCCUUGUCAGGCGAUGCGGGGAGCAUUCUGGGUUGGUGCUGUCAGGAAGCAGGGUUAGUUCUAUGGUAUUUUAACCAGUCUUAUCUCGAAGGCCGGAGGAAUGAAGCAAAGCUAACGGUCUAGCUGGUCGAGAAGCAGCAGUCACUCGGCUCAGCCAGGACGGGGGCCACAUGGUCAUAUUUGUAGUUUGGAUGACGUUCUGUUCUUGUCUGAGUUCAGACAUGACUGUUACUGGCCUUGUUUGGCCUUGAGCCCAUCACAGGCAGAGCGGCCCUGUCGGUUGGGGCUUCUGGGAAGUCACCUUCACUGAAGUGGACCAAGGCCCCCCCAGCUGGGCCAGUUUCCCGUCCACACUGCCUCUCUCCUCCCCCGUGCCCCUUCUAGCUGAGGGCAGACGAGGUCAGCCCUCAGGCCGCUCAUCUCGAUACCCAGAACUCUGCCCUUGACAAAGCAUGCAGGUCAGGAGGUUUGUAGCUGGACUGUGUGUGAUUAGACCUCCCACUUUUGUGCAUGUGAGCUGUCCAGUCCUCUCAUGGGGCAGUUGCUGCACUUAAGGCUCUGGACAGCAGACAUCAGCCACCACAACACAGGCAGAUGUCAGAAACAAAACUGGCUGUUGGUUGUGGUACCAGAUCCGGAAGACAGAGACCUCGACUGCCAAACCCAGGCCCUGAAAACCGCCCCAGAGUCAGGCUCAUCUUUCCCUAGAGACCCCAUUGACUUUUUUUUUGGAGGUCAGUCAUGAGCUGUGUACUUGACCCCAUUGACUUUUUUUUGGAGGCCAGUUAUGAGCUGUGUACUUGACCCGUGGUAUUUAUACUGAUGCUGCAAGAAGUGUCUGUUCCAAUACAAAUUCCUGUUGGUUAGACAAGGAGAAAUUCAGGGCUUUGGGAUCCACUAGCAAAUUUACAUCCGCCCGGUUCAUUGGGCUUCCAUUAUGGGAAGCUGGGGUUUCCUAACUCCGAGAACCCUGUCUUCUGUCCUGAUUCUGGAGGCUUCCGAGGAGCGAGCUGCCUCUCCAUCACGCCCCCUGCAUGCUUCUUGGAAGGGGUCAUUGGUGUUACAAAACUGAAGGGCUUGAAUUAAAAGGCGGCCUGUUGGUCUGUUGGAACAUUCCUCAACAAUUAACUGGGCAGCUGCUCUGCCCACCCCAGGCUCUCAGAAGCUUGCCCGCUCACCCACGUUCUCUGGUGUCCUAGCAACCGGAAACUCAUCUGAGCUCCAGCCGGGACAGAGGCCAUUUUCUCCCUGACCACUGUGACUUGCAGGCUCCCCGGGCCCCUGAGGACCUGUCCGUACAGCUUGCGGGUCCACUGAAAGCCACCGUUUGUCCCCAUGGACUCCCAGAAGGCCAGCCCAGCCGGCCCCUAACCCCGGCAGAAUGAGCUUCUCGCUCACGUUCUCGGAGCUGGUCAACAUCGCCGUCCCACAGUGCAGGGUGGUGAACUUCAAGGCCCUGCACCUCCUACUCCAGGGUAUCCUGGAGCACAUCCACAUGGCUGACCUUGAGAAGGUCCUCUCGGCGGAUGAGGACUUCCUCCACACCUCGCCAGCCAUGUUCAUGCCCCGGGAAGGAGACUCCCAGCCCAUCCUUAACCCCAUGAAGAGGCUCGGCAACAUCUUCGACCACCUGGUGAGCCAUGUGGACAAGAUGGAGAACCAGCUGGCCGUGCUGCAGGAACUGCCCUCCACCUCCCAGCUGCUGGAGGGCAGCCAGGGCACUGGCCAGCCCGCCCAGGACUUAUGGAACCUGAUAAAGCUCCGGAUAGUGGAGGGCAACGAGGAAGCCAUGGCCAAGUCCAUGAAGACCCUGCAGGAUUUGCUCACCGACAUUUAUGCACUCAGGGUCACUGUUGAAACCUUCAGGAAGGAUGUGGCCAUGCUGAAGGACAUGUUUGACAAGAUGCAUCUGGAAAGAAUAGAUGCUUUCUCUGAAGACUUGAAAGGGCAGAACUGGAAGAUGAGUGCACUGCGGUGGGAAGUGAUUUCUCUCCAGAACAAGAUAACCACCAUGCCCAAAACUGAGGACAUGGUGCUCUGGAGCAGCCUCCAUGAGGCCAUGUUCACCCCGGGAACUGCUCCACAACUGCCGGAUGAUUCCAAGCAGUGGCAGAUUGCGGAACAUGUUGCAGAGAUUGACCUUCCUCAGAUGGCUGAGUACCACGAAGAAGUUAGCCACGGCCAGCUACAGGAGGAGGAGUCUGCCCAAGCAGCUCUGCUUCCCAGGGCCCAGGGGCCGGACCAGGCCCAAGUGCUCGAACCUGGGCCUGCGCCUGGACCUGGGCCUGCGUUUGGACCUGGGCCUGCCCCUGGACUGGGGCCUGCCCCAGGUCCUCAGCCCACACAAUCAGGAUCCUGGCCUGUACCACCACGAGGCUGUCCUCCUCCCAGAGGCUUGCCCAGGACUAACUUGGGCUAUUUCCAGUCUGGCCUAGGGCUGUCGGGCUCCCUGUCUGCCCAGCUCCAGGGCUCUAGGACCCUACCCCCAGCCACAGAACUAGGCUCAGCUUAGCCUCAUUUACUGCAGUCAUGGUCUCGCCAGGGAGACACAUCCAAGCUCUCAGCUCUCUCAGAAAAGGAGGAGGAAUAUUCCUCCGUGGAAGUGGGAGUCCCUCAGGAUGGAGCCCCAAGGGCUGAGGCCUCCGCGGAAGUACUCCCUAAGGGAUCCCCGUCUGCGGUUCAGCAGAUAAAAUCCAAUGCUGCCAUUGCAGCUGCUGCCGCAGCCACCUUCACAGCUGCAGCGACAUCGGCAGCCCGGGCAGCUAAAGCGGCUGCCAGGCUGGUCAGGGACACCCCGGCCACCAAAUUGGCCACCAUAGCAACAGCCGUGGCCGCAUCCGGGCCCUUAGGGGUCCUUGCAGACAUCCUGGGCACAGGGACCUCCCGUGGGGCCUUCACCAAGGACGGCGAGAUGGAAGACUUGCAGGAGGUGGACUGUGAGGACGUCCUCUCUCCUUCAUUCUCUUCUGCCCGUGUCCCUCCCAACAUGGCCCUGUCCCAGGCCAUGCUGGCUGCCAAACAGGCCAUGACCCCUGAAGACAAGAAGAAGGCCGUCAGGUAUUCCAUGAGCCACAUAGCCCAGAUGCCUAUUAGACAUGACUCCCUGAAAGAAGAGUUUGCCCAGCUGUCAUCCAACCUGCAUCAGCGUAUGACUUAUCUAGCUAAUAUGGGAGCCUCUUCCAAGCUUGGGACAACGGCGGACGUAUUGCAAGAAAAGAUUGGCAGCCUCCAGAAAUCCAGGAUGAGGGAGGAGGAACUUGAGAGAAUUUGGGGCCACCAGAUAGAGAUGAUAAAGGACCACCACCUCGUGCUGGACAGGGCAGUGGACAAGCUCCAGAUUCGCCUGGAUGAGUUUAAGGUUGUCCAUUCUCAGAUUAAAAACCUAGAAAUGUACAAGGCAGACAAAAGUGCGAUGGAGCAGGAGCUGAAAGAGAAAGCCGACAGGCGCUCCCUGGCAGGCAAGGGAAGCCGGGCUGACCUGGACGCAGUGACGAUGGAGCUGAAUGAGACAAUUCAGGGCAUGCUUUUCAGGGUUAUGGCCAAUGAGGAUGACUGGAAGAAGACUGUGGAGCAGCUGGACAAAGACCUAUGCACCAAGCUGGUUCCCAGUGAUUUGGACGAUCUGAAGAAAGACAUGGAUGAGGUCUGGAAAGUAGUCAGGAAGCUGCUGAUUGAAGGCUUCUGGUUUGACCCCGACAGUGCUGCCGGCUUUAGGAAGAAACUGUUUGAGUAGGUGAAAUGUAUCUCCGGCCACCGGCCUGUGAAGAUGAUGACCAGCCCGCAACUCAUCACCAUCCGCAGUGCCCGCCUGCUGUCGCGGCUGCGGCCGGCCAGCGCCAACAGCUACGAGUACCUGCAGCGGCAACAGGUGAGGUGACAGCAGCUGCAGAAGCUCCAGAACCUUGCAGCCCUGGAGGGGAGCCUGGACUCGCUGGGCUCCCAGCAGGACUGGGGUGAUGGCCCCGGAAAUGAUGCCAACCUUGAUUUCAAAUCAUGUAACUUGUCGACAAUCUACCCCUACAGGGACCCUGAGUUGUUGGACUAUGAUUCCAUGAGUCAGGCCGAGGUGGACAUCCUGGGAGUGGACGGGAUCCUGUACAAGGGCCGAAUGAACAGCAAGGACAGGGCGCGGCCUCUGACCGACACAGAGAAGGAGCUGGCAGUUGUUAAGGUUCCGCAUCCCCCAGCUCGAAGCCCAUAUGAGGGUGCGCGCCCGAGUGCCUUAUUUUGUGCCAUCUACCUCUGUGACAGCCUGCCCCCCCAAACCAGCAUGGGCUCAGCCACCUCAGGCCCCCCCGACAUGCCAGCUCAGCCUUCGUCUCUGCCUCCCCUGCCACUGCUGCCACAGCUGAUGCCAUCCCUGCAGGAUCCCCAGCCGGCCGCAGGGCCUGCCGGGCACCCAAGGCCUCUGCGCCUUGAGUCCCAAGCCGGCAUGCGGUCCGCCAAGGAGCCCACCAAGCUGUGAGCCUGCAGUGCCAGCGUCGCCCCCUCCCCCCAGCAGGUGGAGACCCUGCCCUGAGCCUAGUCUGGGGAAGGUGCAGGGGCCCUGGACUUAGGGGAGGGUCUCCAUAAGGAGCUCAUUUUGAUCCAGUAGCUGUUUUAACUCUCAUAUAAAUAUCUGUAACACGAUCCUUCUCAUGCUAUGUUUCAUGGAGAACACAGCUUUCUAGAUUGAACUUCCCACUAAACCAAUUUAAUUCCUUGACCAAUUUUCAAUACAACACAAAGUGGUUUUAAAAACAAUCAAUUUCCUUUUUAUUUUGCUGAAAUGAUUUUAUCAGAAUCAGUUCCAAUUACAGCUAACGCCACUGUCCAUUUUCUUUGGGGACCAUUAUUUCUACCAGGACCAAUUUUCUCAUGGGAACCACAUUUUAUUGCAUGCAUGGUUUUUUAUUGUCUGUUGAUUGUUCCCACCAGUAAUUACUGUUAUGAGUUGGAUAUUUAAAGAACCUGAUUGUUUGUAUUUACUUCUGGCUAAUCCAUGAGGCACUUGGAGCAAUGGCCCUGGAAUCCUCCAGGACCGCUCUGUCCUGUUUGGCAUCUUUCUGCCUCUUUGGUUCCCGCGCUCACUGCCUAUGCACUUGGUGGGGGGGGGGGUGUUAAAGCGUCCUGAUUUGGGGUUCAGAGCCUGGCCUGCUCACUCCUGCCUGGCGGGUCCUGCAGCCUGGCAUGGUUUCUGCCCCUUGGACGGUUUACUGGUCUCUCCUUCUCCGUUUCGCGUUUUCUCUCUUUCCACCCCCUAGGUUGUCCAGUUGCGCCCUCUACCCUUUCUGUGCUUCUGAUACUUCUAUCACAUUCCACAAAGACUAAAAAAAAAAAAUUUCCCUCUGAAUAGUUUUGGGGCAUGGCUCCCCCAAACAUCCACCAGAGGCUCCUGGAGCGAGUCAGGGAGUAGGGUGGGCAAGCUGCCCGGGGGUCCGCCCUGGGGGAGCCAGGGUGCUGGCAUGGAGGAGGGUUCUCUGGACGGGCAGCCAAAGGAGUCCUGGAUGCUGCGUGCCUGCCCCUCCCCACCAGUUGUCCCCCAGCCCUGCCUCUCCCUCCCCCUGCUCCUCACCUGCAACCACUCCUGACUUCUCUUUUCUUUCUCCAAGGACUGUGUCCAAAUGAGGCCGAGCUCUUCCUGACCCAGGUGACCGACACCGCCUUGGGGGAUACUGGCCAGUGCAUCUCUGUCCCCACCCCCAUAUCACAGAUGAGUGUUUUUGUCAGCUUCUCCCCAGAAUAAAAUCUUUCACUUUUCUGAUCGUGGAUAAGGGUGACUGGCCCCACGCCCUCUGCGAGGGGAGGCCUUGCCAGUCCCACAUGGGUGGGUGGACCUGCCAGUCCUUCCUCGGGCCAUCAGCCCAGGGUCAGCCUCCCAGAACCACUGUCCAGAACCACCAUGGCUGAGUCUCAGCAGAGAAUCACAACAAACCGCCCCUCCCCCAUCACGUUGGUUGCCCCGUGGCAAAGCGCCCCGUGUGGCCCUGGUCCUGUGUGGUGGGCAGAUCACGGGCCUGUGGGAGGGGCAGUGGUGUGACUUGCCCAGGGUCACACAGUGAGGCCUUAGCUCUCCGGCCACCUGCCCAGAAGGCUGUACUUCUUGGGUGGGUGCUGUACACAGGUAUGAGGGGUCCAACUUUCAGGAAAAGGAGGUGUGGCCUGGGCUCGGGCAGAUGGAGAGGUGGGGGCUUUUAGGGACACGCCCAUGCCAGGUGUGGUCAGGCUUGUCUCCUGCACUGCAGCCUUGACAUGUGUGGAACCACAGGCAUCCAAGCCCUGCUCUUUCAGCCCCUCAUAGCUGCCUUCCCAGCCCAUUUCUCAGAUUUACCAAUGGAAUCAGUGCUUGUGGGUUCCUGCAGCCCAGGGAGCGAGGAGCAAGACCCAGGUAGGUCACUGUGUAACCAUUUUCAUACUGACAGGCCUACUGGGUGCUUUGAAAGGUGGGGAACCAUGAACCCAACUGCAGCCAGCCAGGAGCCAUCUUGAAGAUAACAGUUCUAUCUCCCGUGGGGGUUGGUAGGGAAGCCAACCUUUGACCUGAUCCCAGGUGGGAGGUGCAGGCAGGAUCUUUGCCAAGGACAAGGCUUGCCUAUUCUAGCCCCACCCCCGGGGGUGGGACCUGCAGGUCUUGGCAGCUGGGAGGGAGGUACUGCACCUACUCCUGGGGCUGCUGCUCAGAAGGGUGGCCCACCCCAUCCCAGCAGGGGAAGGUGCUUGGGGAGCAGACAGAACUGGGGAUGGGGUCAGUAGAGUGGGAAUUUUUGGAGGCCCUGGGUCCAGCUUCCUCUUCUGCAGGGGGGACCACAGCUCCUGGCCUGGGACACAGUGGCAGGGCCAAGCUGGACAAGGAGUAGGGUGACCAACCAUCCUGGUCUGCCUGGGAGUGAAGGGGAUCCCUGGAACUUUCAGUUUGAAGACCAAGAAGGAAUUCCCUGGUGGUCCAGUGGAUAGGACUCCGGGCUUUCACUGCCAAGGGCCCAGAUGCUCCUGAUGAAGAGCAAAUCCCCUUCAGAGAUUCCAGCAGAUGCAAGACAGACGCUGGACACGCACAUGUCCAUGGUGGGCAGAGGAGUGGCUGGCUGGCCAGGGACACGCUGAGCUAUGUCCCCACCGUGGUGGUCAGCUUCAACCAUUUGUGGCCUUAAGGGAACUUGGUCCAGAUAUUACAAAUUUUCCAAGUGCUGGCCGACAAAUCAAGCCCAACAGCACAUAUCAGAGGCCUGUGAAUCUGCAAACCCCUAAGACAGCCACGCCCUGAUCAUUUAACAUCAGACCUGAAGGGCUCACCCACUGCUUGUCACCUGGGGAGGCCGGGCCUCCAUUCCACAUGCUGCCAUGUACCCUCUUCAGAAAUGAGAGCUCCAAUCACAUUCUUUCCAGCAAUCUCAUGGAUGCAAAUGGUGUUUUCACAAUGGAAUCUUGGAAAGAGAGCAAUCUGGAGCUCAAGUCUAGUGGUGACGAAGCCCAGAGGCUGGACUCUUGAGGUGACAAGGCUGGUCUUCUCUGUGUGCUGCUAAAGCAGCUCCUAGGAGGUGCCCGAGGUGGACAGCUGAGGAUGGCUGUAAAUGUGAGUCUCUUCCGUUCCUACAUCAGCAGCUUUGCUUUUUAGCCAGUUUACACUUGAAUGUGUAGUAGGUGGUUACUGACUCCUUCAGUUUUGCUUCUGAGACUCAAGGUUUGGGGAAAUUGAAGUUCCUGGUUCUGUGCUGCCCUUGAGUUCUGGGUCACGUGGCAUCUAUGUUGUCCCACCUCUAGCUCCCCUUGAGUGAGUUUUCCUGACCCCUUUGCUUGCCUGAGAGAUGCUUAGAUGCUCACACCUGGCAGGGCCUCAGCAUUGCUGGAAAGCUCCAGCCCUGCCCUCUGCCCCGUCCUGCUCCAGUUUCCACUGUGCCUGGGGCCCUCGUUAGAAAUCAGAUUCCUAACCAGUUUGCAGGGCAGAAAUAGAGACACAGAUGUAGACAACAAACAUAUGGACACCUAGGGGAGAAAGUGGUGGUGGUGGGAUGAAUU